UGAGCCCUCAGCCUUCAUCUUACUUCGCUUCAACUGCUAUUCACAAUGACUCGAACGAAAGGCAACUCAUCGACUCAAAAAACCCACACAUCCGAGUCUAGUCAAGCAACAGCUCCUGGAGGCUCGCAUCGACCCCGUAGCAAAAUCGGUCGGUUUCUGAAGAAACUCAAGGAGGAUGCGAAAAAGUUAAGGACGCGCUCGAAAGAUUCCCGCAGCCCUAGCCCUGCUCCCCCAAGGGAUGAACGUUCAUCAACCCCAAUUACUGAGGCUGCUCCGCCUGAUGUAGAAGUCGAGGCUGAUACCGGAUCGGUACUUCGGGGUGCACAAGAGGUUGCAAAUCGCAUGCAUCCACUUUCAGGCCCUGCGAUAACUGCAGCAUCUGUCGUCGAAGGCGGACCAGAGGAUCUCGAUGCUGCUGACGAUUUCCAGGACACAUAUCUCAAACCCCUCAAGAUAUUCGACGACGUUAUUGGGAAGAUCGCUGAUUUACAUCCAUAUGCAAAAAUGGCACUGGGCGUGUUGUCUUGGACAGCCAAAAUCAUUCUAGCUCAAGCGGAUCGUGACGCAGCGGUACUUGAACUCCUGAAGAAGUUGUGUGAAGUUUACGACUUCAUAAUACAAGACGGGAAGCUUGAUCAAAAACUGUCCAUGCGCGCUACCAGUGUCCUUGGAAAGAUUUCACAGCAGAUCCGUGAAUGUGCCAAUUUUAUCAGCAAUUAUUCGGAGACCAGCAACUUCUGGACGAGACUCGGAAAGAACGUCGUCUCGAAAACGACAGAUACGAUCCAAAAGUACAAUGGCGUGUUAGAUAGUCUCAUGCAAAACUUCCGGGACCAGGUUUCUCACGACGUAGCCAUACACGUCCACGACAUAGACAUACAGGUCCACCAUAUAGGACAAACACUGGAGCUCAGUGGUAUGACUUAUGCAGAGGGCGCGGGACUAGAUACCAGGAAAGAAUGCCUUCAAGGGACGCGCACGGAAAUCCUUUCCGAGAUUACGGAUUGGGUCAACAGCACUGGGGACAACGUUCCACGUGUGCUGUGGCUAUCUGGACCUGCAGGCAAAGGAAAAUCGGCCAUCGCCCACACCAUCGCUAAGUGGUUCAACGACGUGGGAGGGCUUGGUUCGUGCUACUCUUUUGACCGCCAACGGGAAGCAGAUUGUCGCCACGAAAAGAUCUUUUCCACGAUCGCGCGCGACCUGGCCGACCGUGACCCGAAAGAUGAGGCAGGCACUCAGCAGAUGCAGUUCAGUCCGCAAUGUCGCUCAAGACGACGACGGAUAUCAUUCAGCAGUGGCAGAAACUUCUUAUCGAGCCACUGAAGAAGUCAACUGUGUCAACACGAGAACCCAUUGUGAUCGUGAUCGAUGCACUGGACGAGAGUGGCGAAGCAAAGACACGGAGAGACCUCCACAUUUUAGCCGGCAAACAUCAAAAACCCGGCGUUCCCAAAAUCACAGACCUCCCAGACAACUUCCGCUUCAUCGUGACCUCUC
This is a messenger RNA of Suillus bovinus, 1500 nucleotides long. RefSeq lists its product as uncharacterized. The coding region runs from base 46 to 1326 and encodes 426 amino acids. The record is from RefSeq and is a predicted model, not a curated record. Lineage: Eukaryota; Fungi; Basidiomycota; Agaricomycetes; Boletales; Suillaceae. The transcript is spliced from 8 exons.